Paramuricea clavata is the source of this 2148-nucleotide messenger RNA. The record is from the annotation of a GenBank genome assembly. NCBI's taxonomy places the organism in Eukaryota, Metazoa, Cnidaria, Anthozoa, Malacalcyonacea, Plexauridae.
AUGGCCAAAGCUGCGCUAAUUUUGACUGCCUUUCUGGCGAUAUUUCUCAUUAAAGUGGAGGCUGGCAUGGACUUCGACUGGGACUAUUUCAGAGACUUUUUAGGUAAGAGGCCAUUCAGUUAAAUUAACACGAAAUCGUGAAUGAAUGUGUAACAUAAUAUAUGAAAAAGAUCUUACGAAAUAUAGCCCGAGCCGAAAAAGAAUUGAUGGGAGUUAAGGUAGUCACGCAUUGUUACAGGGGACAUUUCAAGCUCUAAAUGAACAAAAUAAAGGUUUGAUGAAUGUUCCAACUAUGUUUUAACUUCAAUAGAAUACAUGAUAGUGUUGGGAAAGCAUUAAGAACAGCUAACCAAAGUCACGUGACUGACAACUCUCCUGCACUCCCAUCCCGAUUUGAUUCUCGCUUAAGACGCCAACGUAAAACCUCGGUCAAGCAUGCCUGUAGAAAAGCCUCCUAGGUGGGCUGGGCCAAAACGAAAUUUUAAAGUUUCCUGACCAAACUGAAAAAUUAUCUCGCAAGUUGCAAGCAAAAAUUUGUAUAAGAAAUUAAGAAUGAUUAUUACAAUGAGUAUAAAUGAUACAAACUGAAAAAAGUCAACACAUUACUGCUGAAUAGUCAAAUAUAGUGAUUACUGUUAAAGAUCCGAACUGUAACAUAACAGUUCACAGUUGUCAGUUAAAACUUAAUUGAUUGAGGUGUUGAAAUUGAAUUAUCAAAUAUCAAUUUAAUUUUUCUGCACAAAUAUUCUCCCCAGAGUGUAUUAUAUGAUAUUUUCACUAAAAUAGUAAAAUGUUACUCAGUUGAUCCAGUUCUAAGAAACUUUAAAUUUUCCUGGGGCCAGCCAGAUUCCCGAAAUGGCCUAGAGAUUCCAGGAUUUUCCAGCUACAGCACUGAAGAUAGAAACUGAAAUUUAUAUUUGCCAGGACGAAAAUUUUCCUUUUCUACAGGCAUACGGUCAAGCAAGGAUGAGAGUUGCAACUCUCGCUCGCGUUGACCACCAUGGUCGACCCUUAUGAACUCUCAUCAACUUAGUUGAGCUGGCUCAAAUUUUGAUGAUUGUUGUGGCUUGUUGUGGCUACGCGCGCGGUGCUAUCCAGUCAACUAUCAUCAACUCUCAUGCAACUCUUGUUCUCGUUUGACCAUGGGCAUAAGAUUUGAGAAAACUCUGUAAGCAAACUCUCGUUUCUCAACUCUUAUCAACUCUCAUGGUUGUUUCACUAGGGGUUUAUAGAAAAGUAAUUUAAUCUACACAGGCUAAUGGGUAUGACAGAUGUAUUCUGGUAUGUCAAUAUUUUAGAAACAUGAUUAUAGGAAACACAUAUUGCCCCUGGACGUAGCACAAGUGGUUGUAAAUGGCUUGUGAAACGUCUCGCAUUAUUCUUCAACAAUUUAAAAUAAAUGAAUGAUUUUUUGUGAGAUCAUGACUUAUUUUGUAUUUUCUUCGUGAAGCAUUGAUGAGUCGCGCAAUGUCUCAUACAAAGUAUGGGUAAUAAUGUACAUAUAUGACAAGGCGAACAACCCCCUCCCCCUCUCCUGCCAUCUAUAUACAUAGCUUUGAUUGGUCAUGAUGAUUACGUUGGUGUUCCGCAAUAAUAUUAAAAGCAUGAAGAAUAUUUGUUGAGAAAAAUGAACUUAAAGUUGAUUUUAUAUCAGCAGGAUUUUGUAUCAAUUAUGUACAAGCUGCUUCAAGGUUUAAUAUGAUGUCGUGACAAUUCUUGUCUAACCAUUAACUAAUGUGGGUUGGGUUCUCCUCACCAAAAAUGAACCCUUAUGCCGUAGUUAUUGAACACUUGUAUCUGUUGAAUGCAUAUUCAAAUAAACAAAUUAUUGUGCAUUUUUUCUAAGCUCAAAUUAUAGAACCCGAUGCAUGUGGUGCAGACGUCAUCGCCUAUUACAAGUUUGACCGAUCUGUUCGAGACGUUUGCUUUGGCCACAACGCUCAGCAUGGUAGUGAGAGUGCCCCUGAACUUGUCCCAUCAAUAGGCAUAUCGAAUGCAGCAGUCAAAUUUCGAGGUGACUGGUCAUCAAAACUCCGUGUACCUAGUUUACAUGGUUACGCAUGGGGAUCGACGUUCUCUAUUAGCUUUUGGUUCAAAACAUCAACAACAAACAUUCGGAAAAUCCGAGGCAUCAUCAGCAAUGGUCUG